This is a messenger RNA of Cladocopium goreaui, 545 nucleotides long. NCBI's taxonomy places the organism in Eukaryota, Dinophyceae, Suessiales, Symbiodiniaceae. The record is from the annotation of a GenBank genome assembly.
AUGGCAGCCCGCACUACUAAGGGCUGGAAAGAAUUGAAGAACUUGGAGGGCUGGACAGGCCUGAAAGCCCUGUAUGCAGAGUGCAAUGCUUUUGAUCGAAUAAGUGGUCUUUCUCUCUGCCGAAACCUGCGCUCUCUUUUCCUUCAGGAAAACUGCAUAAAAAGGAUUGAAGGCCUUGAAGGCUGCCCAUUGUUGUGGAAUUUGAACUUGAACAACAACUUCAUAGAACGAAUAGAGGGGUUGUCACAUUUGCGAUCCCUGAACACCCUCACCAUCCAGAAGAACAAGAUUGGCUUUGCAGGUGUCGAAGACCUGCUCCACUUGGUGGAUACAACCAUCUCGACAUUGGAUGUCCAAGAUAACAAAAUCUGGGAUCCGGACGUGCUCCCAGAGGUCUUUGUGAGGAUGGCAGAUUUGCGGGUUCUCUAUCUGAAAGGAAAUCCGUGUGCCAAGAAGAUACCAAACUACAGGAAAGGCAUCACCGCUGUGUGCGAAAACCUCAAGUACUUGGAUGAUCGACCAGUAUUUCCUGAGGACAGACGAGC